AUGGGAAAGAAUUAUUAUAUAAUUUCUGAUAAACAGCACUAUAUUUUCAGGAAAAAAAUGAGUAUUUAAAGAUUCAUAUUAAAGAAAAUACAAAAUUUUAGGAAUUUCCCCAAGCAGUGAUAUAGAGCAAAUCAAAAAAGGCUACAGAAGAGCAGUGCUUUCUUGGCACCCAGCAAAAACAAAAGUUGAUAAAGCAGACGCAGCAAAAAAUUUCAAGGAGGCAUCUGAAGCUUAUGAUGUCCUCAGCAAAAAUGAAACCCGAGCUAUUUAUGACAUGUUUGGCUAUGAAACCUUAAUAAAUGGUCUUUAUGACGACUCAAAAAUCAUUUUCCCCGCUUAUCAAUUUAAUAAGGAGCCAAUCGAAGUCUACCAAAAAUUCAUGCUUGAGGCAAAUCCUUUUGUAAGGAUUAUUGACUUUGAUGGCCGCUCUCAGCAAGGGUCUAUGUUUGGAUAUGCUUCUUUAGGCUUAAACUGGUGUCCAGAUACCACACCUCAUGACAUUGAAGUAACUGCUGAAUGCAGCUUAGAAGAAUUUUACUUUGGCUGUCAAAAAGACGUGACCUAUAAAUGCAAUUUAUUUAACGACGACCGUAGAACGACUCAUGAAGAAAUUAUUACUAAAAGAAUCAUCAUUAAGCCUGGGUAUAACAAAAAUACCAUUCUGACCUUCCCUAAAGAAGGAAGUGACCGCAUGAAUUGUGAACGAGGGAAUUUGAUAGUAAAAUUGACUGAAAUAAAGCAUCCUCAUUAUAGAAGGAAAACUAAUGAUCUCCAUUAUACAGUCACUAUAAACUUGCUUGAGGCUAUAAGUGCAUGUGCUAUUAGAAUUGAGACUCUUGACAAGAGAAUCCUGAUGCUUUCGGUUGAUGAGUGCUUAAACCCAGAAAAAACAAUUGUCCUGCCAAAUGAAGGGAUGCCGAUUUAUCAUGAAAAUCCUGCAAUUAUUGCAAAAGGGGAUUUUAUUGUCCAUUUCAAUUUGAUAAUGCCUCUGAAAGUACCUCAGGCGAGAUAUGAAGACUUAAGAAAAAUUCUCCCGAUAUCUUAA
Molecule: messenger RNA, 1045 nt
Organism: Blepharisma stoltei
Lineage: Eukaryota; Ciliophora; Heterotrichea; Heterotrichida; Blepharismidae
Source: the annotation of a GenBank genome assembly